AUUUUUAAAAUAUUCCUGGCUCCAUUUGCGGGGAAGAAUUCCCUGGACGGAAUUUUAAAUCGGCCAUAUUCGUUAAAAAUUCACUCUGAGACUAGAUAUGUUAGUGGAAAUGAAAUGAUAUAGCUGUUAUCAUAGAACGCAGUUGAAAAUGUCGCUGAAGACCGCCAUUUUGUUUGCCAUUUUUUAUUUCAUUCCCGCCAAUUGUCAAGAGAAUGUUUUCCAAGAAAAUCGUCGUUUAGCUAAAGCAAUCGUAGAAGCAUUACAAGAUACUAAUUUCGACGAGGAACUGGUCUUCGACCUGAAGAAGGAGAACCAGGUGUAUCUCAAUCGCACCAUGUCACUGAUCAUCAAAUAUAUUGUGAAAAGGGAAGUUGAUAAUUACCGCUCGAGGCGAACCGACGCCAUCAGCCGGCGCGUCUACUCCGCCCUCAUCAUGAAACUCAUUGACAUCGCUAAGGACCUGCCGCGCAACAAUAGCGCCGCGACUCGAAUAGACACCGCACAUCGUUACUACAUGUCCGUCGAGAGCAAAGACAUGCACGACCAGAUGGCUGAUGCGCAAGUUUUUCACGCAUGUGCGCGUCUGUACGAUGUUAUGUUGACCACGCCUAGAAUAAUGGCCGAGUUGGGUGGCGUAGAUGAUUUGACGCCUAAAAUAUUGAUCAAGAAACUCAAAAACUUGGAAAUAAAGCCGGUGCAUCUUGGAGUCGCUUUACUUAUUCAAUAUCAUCUUCGGAACACAAUAAACUUUGCAAUUCGAGUUAAAUCCUUGGAGGUUCUGGCAACAAAGCCUCAGAUGGUGGGGCCUCAAGUUAUCGACAUGCUGAAGGCACUAGCAUCGAGACUAUUACCGGUUGCUGAACUAUUGGACGUACAUUUGGCCCAUUCGAGUCCUGCGUUUAAAGAUACAUGUCCCUCCACUUGGCUCGGAAUUGUUAAUAAUAAACAACCUUGA
Molecule: messenger RNA, 955 nt
Organism: Vanessa atalanta (red admiral)
Lineage: Eukaryota; Metazoa; Arthropoda; Insecta; Lepidoptera; Nymphalidae
Exons: 6
Coding region: 149-955 (268 amino acids)
Source: RefSeq, a predicted model, not a curated record